GUCCACCCAAUCUUUCCCAAAUAUCUCCAAGAACUGAACUCACUCUCAGGUGAUGUGAAGCUGAAACUUGUUACUUCUAAAACCCUAAAACCUCUCUCUAUUUUCACUUCACUUUCAUUUUCAGAUACAGUUUUGCUAUAACAAUGGCAACACUUCAAGUGACAAACCCAAAUGAAUUCCUUUCAUCAUCAUCUUCAUUUGCCUCUUCAUAUCACCUCAACAAAACACUCUCCCAUAAUCACAAAACGGUGCGCAGGAGCCUCUGGAAACGGCCCCAUAAAGGGAGUGUAAGCUGUUCAUUUGCUCCAAUUGAGACUGCCAAAAUUAAGGUUGUGGGUGUCGGUGGAGGUGGCAACAAUGCUGUUAAUCGCAUGAUUGGCAGUGGUUUACAUGGAGUUGAUUUUUAUGCCAUAAACACGGAUUCUCAAGCCCUUUUACAAUCAGCUGCACAGAAUCCACUUCAAAUUGGAGAGCUUUUGACUCGUGGACUAGGCACUGGUGGAAAUCCGCUUCUGGGGGAGCAGGCUGCUGAGGAAUCAAAGGAAGCCAUUGCAAAUGCUCUUAAGGGCUCAGAUCUUGUGUUUAUUACAGCUGGUAUGGGCGGAGGCACAGGUUCGGGUGCUGCACCAGUUGUUGCUCAGAUAGCAAAAGAGGCUGGCUAUUUGACUGUUGGUGUGGUUACUUAUCCUUUCAGCUUUGAAGGACGUAAAAGAUCCGUGCAGGCGCUGGAGGCCAUUGAAAAGUUGCAAAAGAAUGUUGAUACUCUAAUUGUGAUUCCCAAUGAUCGUCUACUUGAUAUUGCUGAUGAGCAGACACCACUUCAGGAUGCUUUCCUCCUCGCUGAUGAUGUUCUACGUCAAGGGGUGCAAGGAAUUUCCGACAUAAUAACAAUACCUGGACUGGUGAAUGUGGAUUUUGCAGAUGUAAAGGCAGUCAUGAAAGAUUCUGGAACUGCAAUGCUUGGAGUGGGGGUUUCCUCUAGCAAAAACCGUGCAGAAGAAGCUGCUGAACAAGCAACUUUAGCUCCUUUGAUUGGAUCAUCAAUCCAGUCGGCGACUGGUGUGGUAUAUAAUAUUACUGGAGGAAAGGACAUAACUUUGCAGGAGGUUAAUAGAGUGUCCCAGGUUGUGACUAGUUUGGCAGACCCUUCUGCUAACAUAAUAUUUGGGGCUGUUGUGGAUGACCGAUACAAUGGGGAGAUACAUGUAACUAUUAUUGCAACCGGCUUCUCCCAAUCGUUUCAGAAGACGCUUCUAACUGACCCUAAGGCAGCAAAGCUGGUUGACAAAGUAGCAGGCGGCCAAGAGAGCAAGGGAAUACCCCCCCUCCCCAGGUCUCCAACCUCACCUUCACCUGUUAACUCCAGACCGUCACGAAAGCUCUUCUUUUAAUUCUUUUGAGCUUUUCUAGUUUUUGUUUUUGUUUUCUCUUUUUAUGCCACAGCUAUGUAAAGAUGUUGGAAGCUCAAGUGUAUCUGGUAUCAUUUCCUUUUAGGUUUCCUUUGCGUCUAUAUUAUGUUUGCUAUUUGUCUA
Messenger RNA from Pistacia vera, 1532 nucleotides. Its product is annotated as cell division protein FtsZ homolog 1, chloroplastic. The record is from RefSeq and is a predicted model, not a curated record. The transcript has 6 exons. Gene Ontology annotation, cellular component: chloroplast; cytoplasm; microtubule. NCBI's taxonomy places the organism in Eukaryota, Viridiplantae, Streptophyta, Magnoliopsida, Sapindales, Anacardiaceae. Bases 144 to 1391 code for a protein of 415 amino acids. Gene Ontology annotation, biological process: cell division; microtubule-based process; chloroplast fission. Gene Ontology annotation, molecular function: GTPase activity; GTP binding.